This is a messenger RNA of Uranotaenia lowii, 1104 nucleotides long. RefSeq lists its product as uncharacterized. Gene Ontology annotation, biological process: DNA integration. Bases 1 to 1104 code for a protein of 367 amino acids. NCBI's taxonomy places the organism in Eukaryota, Metazoa, Arthropoda, Insecta, Diptera, Culicidae. The transcript has a single exon. The record is from RefSeq and is a predicted model, not a curated record. Gene Ontology annotation, molecular function: nucleic acid binding.
AUGCAAGGCGAUCGUUUGGUUAUACCAUCGAAGCUUCAGCAACAGAUAUUAGCUUGUGCACACGAUGGUCACCCAGGAAUUUGUUUAAUGAAAAGGAGACUGCGAAAGAAAGUGUGGUGGCCUAAAAUGGAUGAUCAAAUAGAAAGUUUUGUGAAAAAGUGCCAUCCAUGCACGUUGGUAUCCUCAUCGGGACCUCCAGAACCUAUGAAAAGAGCAGUAGAUUUUUCAGGUCCUCUUCCAUGUGGUCACAACUUACUCGUCAUGAUAGAUUACUACAGUCGAUUCGCCGAAGUGGUAGUUAUGAAACAAAUAACAGCUGAUUUAACGAUAAAGGCUUUAUUCGAAACGUUCAGUCGAUUUGGAAUACCUGAAACAUUGCGUACGGAUCAAGGGCCGCAGUUCGUAAGCGAAGCUUUGGCAACAUUCUGCAAAGAAUACUGCAUAUCACAUCAGAAAACAGCUCCUUAUUGGCCCCAAGCAAAUGGGGAAGUAGAGAGGUUUAAUAGAAGUAUAUUAAAACGUUUGAAGAUUUGUCAAGAAAUUGUUAAAGCUGAUUGGAAACGGGAACUUAGAAACUUUCUGCUUAUGUAUAACUCAACGCCUCACUCAAUCACUGGGACCGCUCCAUCUGCCUUGAUGUUUGGGAGAGUCUUGCGGGAUAAGCUUCCCACUAUAUACACGGAUCCAAAGAUAACAGAUGAAAGUAUCAGAGACCGCGAUUGGGAACGAAAACUACAAGUUGCUGAAACCGUUGAUAUCCGAAGGGGAGCCAAGCCGUCAGCUUUGAAAGAGGGACACGUGGUAGUGGCAAAACGUAUGCAGAAGGAUCAUAAAUUGUCCAGUAACUUCCAUCCUGAAAAACUCAAGAUUUUGAGCCGUACGAAUACAGACGUGGAGCUGCAAUCCGAAAAAACGGGGAAAGUUUAUCAUCGGAAUGUUGCUCACUUAAAACCGAUGUCUCAGGAUUCCGGACAAACAGACCAGACAAUCAACAAAGAAACAUCUUCAUUUGAACCCCAACCAACUAGAGAACAACGACCAACACGAGCACUGCAGAAACCAGGUUACCUACAGGACUACGUGGCUGAAGUAUCUGACUUUUAA